Mugil cephalus (flathead mullet) is the source of this 2863-nucleotide messenger RNA. It is a transcript of the gene tmprss3a, whose product is annotated as transmembrane serine protease 3a. The transcript has 14 exons. The record is from RefSeq and is a predicted model, not a curated record. Lineage: Eukaryota; Metazoa; Chordata; Actinopteri; Mugiliformes; Mugilidae. Gene Ontology annotation, cellular component: membrane. Bases 44 to 1672 code for a protein of 542 amino acids. Gene Ontology annotation, biological process: proteolysis; acrosome reaction. Gene Ontology annotation, molecular function: serine-type endopeptidase activity; protein binding.
AGGAGAGAGAGAAAGGAAAAGGAGAUUAGGGAACUGGACGGGUAUGGUCUUGGACAAAGCGCAACUGAAUGCAGACAAUGGCAUGAUGACGACGAGCUUUGUGGAAAUCAACACUGCCACUACUGCAGACGCCUCACUUCCCCCAACAGAACUUAAGGCAGAGGCACCUGAGCAACCAGACCCCUCCAAGAUAGAGGUGGUGUCCGUGACGGAGGAAGACCUCCCCCACGUCGAGACCCCCAACACUCUGAACGUCAGCCCCCUGGGGAGUUUUGCUACUGACUCCCAGGUAGAGAAAGAUCCUGCCAAACCUACAGACCUACAGCCGCAGCCUCCCGUUGCACCCAGCCCGACCAUGCCAAUCACCAAGGUUCAGCCGUUUAUGCAUGAGGAUGACUUGGAGAAAGGCUGGAAAACCAGAGUGCUAGCACAUCGCUUUGAGCUGCUAAUCGCUUCAUGCCUCAUUGUGGUGAUCACGCUUGCUCUCAGCAUUGGACUCGGAGUGGGUCUAAGCUGUGUGGGGAAGUUUCGAUGUGGCUCGUCAUCUCAGUGCAUCAGUACCUCGGCCCAGUGUGAUGGAGUGGUGCACUGUGACAAUGAAGAGGACGAGCUUGGCUGUGUGCGUCUGAGUGGCACCAGCUCAGUCCUGCAGGUGCAAAAAAAGGGAGAAUGGAGGACAGUCUGCUCCGAGGACUGGAACAACUGGCUGGGCGUCUCUGCCUGCAAGCAGCUGGGAUACUCCAGUUACGUGGAGUCCUUCUUUGUUGCGAUGACCUCCAUUGAGCAGAACCUUCAGACCAGCCUGGUGUCCAUAAACCUGAGUGAGGCACAGAUCAUUAAGCUCCAAAACGCUGCAACAUUCAGUAAGGCUGAGUGCAGUUCAGGGAUGGUGACGACUCUGAAGUGUCAGGAGUGUGGAUUCCGGCCUCUUUUCAACACCCGUAUUGUUGGGGGGAAUGUCUCCAGACCGGGUCAGUUCCCCUGGCAGGUCAGCCUCCACUUCAAGAACGAACACCUGUGCGGAGGCUCCAUCAUAACGUCGCACUGGAUACUCACUGCAGCGCACUGUGUGUAUGGGUUUGAAACUUCCUCCCACUGGACGGUUCACGUGGGGCUGACGGAGCAGCUCGUCCACGGGGCCCAGUCUCUGGCCGUGGAGAGCAUCGUCUACCACUACCGCUACCGACCCAAAGGGCUGGACUAUGACAUUGCACUGAUAAAACUGGCAAGGCCACUCAUUUUUAAUGGCCUUGUGGAGCCCAUCUGUCUGCCCAACUACGGAGAGGAGUUUAAGGAGGGCACCAUGUGCUGGAUCUCUGGCUGGGGAGCAACGGAGGAAGACGGGGAGACCAGCGUGAUACUGCGCUCGGCGACGGUGCCGCUCAUCUCCACGAAGACCUGCAACCAGCCAGAUGUUUACAUGGGCUUAAUCACGUCCUGGAUGAUCUGUGCAGGAUACCUGGAGGGAGGAGUUGACUCUUGUCAGGGGGACAGCGGAGGCCCUCUGGCCUGUGAGAUCUUGUCUGUUUGGAAGCUGGUUGGAGCAACCAGCUGGGGAAGCGGCUGCGCUCUGAGGAACAAGCCGGGUGUUUACGCUAGCAUCACACAGUCGCUCACGUGGAUCCGCCAACAGAUGGAGAAAGAAGAGGCUCGCAAAUUACCCAGCGUGUAACAGCCAACCGAGUCACCAGCAGUUACUUCUCACCCGAUUCCGUUUGGACGUUUUUCCGCGUUUGACCAAAAACUACCUGUAGAAAGACUGUAGCACAUCAGAGCAGCAGAUCACCACCUCAACCAGUCCCGUUUGGGAGCAAAGCGGACGCGGCAGAGUGAAGAGGCAGAGUUAAACAUUGUUUAUUCCAAAAUAGAAAGCUCUAAGGCAAAACAGACAAGAGUGAACAACGCUUCAUAAAAAGCAAGACAGAUGCAAGUGAAGAACCAAGAGCCCAGUGUGGUUCCACCCAGAGUCAAUAAACCCUCAGGCUGCAGGAAAUUAACCAAGUCUCGACUUCACAAAAGGGUUAUAAAACAGAUUACUGCAACUAUUGAAAGACAACUGUUGUACAGUACAAUAUUACAGUUAUUGGAACAAGAGGCACCCCAGUUUAUGCAGUAAUUUCAACAAAUCCGUAAAGAUUUCGAUUCAAGUCCCGGUCCUUCUGGCAGGCAAUAAACUUAAGAUUUCCAACUUUCCAACUGCUCUGUUUUCAGUGCAGCAGCGUGAUCUGGGAUACAAAACAAAGCUGAAUGCAUGCAAAAAAAAAGAGUCCAUAGUUUCUGGUUGACGAUGGCGUUCACAUCACACUGCGGAUACUGCCCCAUCCAGGAUCCGUCCCAGACCCUCACGACUGUGCGGUUAGCAUAGUGUUCUGGAUUGUGCAUUUGAGAAAGUGACAUAUAUGCUACUACUUUAAAAUCAUUAAAAGACAUAUAUGGUAUUCACAAUGUGGAUAGAACGGGAGCAGUGCUGGACCGUGCGGCCGCGUCACUGUUUCUGUUCGCUUCAGAUAAACGGGACGUUGCAGUAAACCGAGUAAAAAUUAUUAACAAUGCUUUGCAGAGUGACAAAAGUGUUUGUUUUAGUGUCUUUUCGACCAAUUUCACCAAGGGUCAGACUUCAUUUUUGUGCUUCUAGGCAAGAAUUCUUUAGAAAAGUACAUAGAUAAGGCCUUGUUAGUAUUAAGUUCGAAACCAAUUUAAAUAGCAAUUUUCAUCAGCAUUCAAUUCCUUUUUAAUAUUUUUUUUUUUAGAAAACUUUAAAGAACCCUGGAAAAUUGGGUCACUAGCUUUAAUUAUGAAUCUGUACAUAAAUAUUCCGUACAAAACAGGAGAACACAAAAAAUGAAACAAACGAACAAACAAA